Molecule: messenger RNA, 1626 nt
Organism: Microdochium trichocladiopsis
Lineage: Eukaryota; Fungi; Ascomycota; Sordariomycetes; Xylariales; Microdochiaceae
Product: major facilitator superfamily domain-containing protein
Exons: 3
Coding region: 1-1626 (541 amino acids)
Biological process (GO): pantothenate import across plasma membrane
Cellular component (GO): plasma membrane
Molecular function (GO): pantothenate transmembrane transporter activity
Source: RefSeq, a predicted model, not a curated record
AUGGAAGCUGGCAAAGCGAAACCGUCACUGCUGCAACAAGCAAGAAAUGUCUUUCUGGGCGACGAGCCAAAGAGCAGAGAUGAGCGACGGCUCGUGCAAAAGCUAGAUUUCUUCAUCCUGACUUACUGCUGCUUGAGCUCCUUCUUCAACUACCUCGACAGGUCCGCGUUCGCCAACGCCUAUGUCGCAGGACUGAGGGAGGACCUCGGGCUGGUCGGCGACCAGUACAAUGUCAUCCUCGCCAUGUUCACGGCCGGGUCUGUCGUUGGGCAGAUCCCACACGGCAUUAUCAUCCAGAAGAUUGCACCGCGGAUAUGGCUGCCCUCCAUGGUGCUCGUCUGGGCGGCACUGACUAUGGCAUGUGCUGGCUGCACGACAUAUGCACAGCUCUGUGCGGUGCGCUUUCUUCAGGGCCUCGCCGAGGCCAGCACGUACUGCGGCACAAUCUACGUGAUCGGCUCGUGGUACCGACCCCGCGAGAUUGCCAAACGCACCGCCAUCUUCACUGCCUCGGGCCAAGCAGGCACCAUGUUUGCGGGCAUCAUGAUGACCGCCAUCCACCAGGGGAUGAACAACUACGCGGGCCUCGCGGGGUGGCAGUGGGUCUUCAUCAUCAACGGCAUCAUCACCUGCCCGAUCGCGCUCAUGGGCUUCUUCUACUUCCCCGACGUGCCCGAGAUCACGUCGGCGCGCUGGCUCAGCAAGCAAGAGCGGGAGCUCGCCCUCGGCCGGCUGCCGCCCAAGAACCCGGACGGGCACAACAUCGAGCCCUGGUCGCUGGCGCGGCGCGUCUUCGCGACCCCGGCGCUGUACGUGCUGUGCCUGUUCGCCGUGGUCACGGGCGCCCUCGAGGCGUACUGCGUGCAGGGCAUCUUCCUGCUGUACCUGAAGCACCACGACGCCUUCUUCACCCAGGCCCAGAUCAACACGUACCCGCUGGGCAUCCAGGCCGUGGGCAUCGUCUCCAACUUCCUCGCGGCGGUGCACAUCGACGCCACGGGCCGGCGCGUGCCGAUGGGCGUGCUCGCCGCGCUGCUCCAGCUCGUCUGCGCGGCCAUGCUGCUCGUCCCGCCAGAGAAGCUCACGUUCGCGGGCGCCUUUGUCGCCUUCUACCUUUCCGGCACGUCGUACAUUGUCAACCCGGUCCUGUACGGCUGGGCGAGCAUCAUCUGCCAGCGCGGCGGCGACGACGCGGCCCGCGCGGUCAUCCUGUACGCGAUGAACGCCGCGAGCACCUGCCUGUACACGUUCUGGGGCAUCGCGCUGUACCCGGCCUCGGACGCGCCGUACUGGCGCAAGGGGGGGAUCGCCAUGGUGGUCGUGGUCGUGGUGAUGCUCGUGCUGGUGUGGGUGGUGAGCUGGCUGGACGGGCACACGCUGAGGAAGCACGAGAAGAACGGCGUGUCGGGCGACUCGUGGGAGUUGGGGGAGAGCGGUGGCGGUGGCGGUGAUAAUGGUGCGGUCGAGGUUGAGGUUGGCCGGCGGGAUCGGGAUGGUGCUGUGAUGCCGGGGAACGAGACCGCGCCGCUAGAUGUUGAUGAGGCGGCGGAGAAGAGGGUCGUGCAUGGAGUCACGAGUACCGCGCCGCAGCAGCGGCUUUCCGAGAAGGACGAGACAGGCAACUAG